CGCGAAGGCGGCUGACCUUUACGGUGGGCGCUACAGAGCUACGUCAGUGCUACGCGCUACAGCUACGUAAUGUGGUGUUUUCUACUUUUGACUCUGUUUGCCACAGUCCAAGGACGCGCGGUGAACAUCAGUAACACAUGGGUGCUUCCAGAGGAGGGCUUCCCCGUGUUUUACCGCUACUUCAGGGACCGCAUCUCUUGGUACGAGGCUGAUGCGGUGUGUCAGUUCCACCAUGCGAAUCUCGUUACAGUUGAUACGACGGCACAAUACGACGCGGUACGGGCCUACCUCAAGGAACUGGACAUCUCAAGCGCGGUGUGGAUCGGUCUGAUUCGCAGCAAUCCUGAUGGCGACUUUACAUGGACUGAUUAUCGAGGUUUAAGCAGCGAUGGUUACUGGAGUGCUGCUCCGGACGCCCGCUCAGCGCCCUUGUGUGCCGCCGCUGACCCCGCUGGAGACUACCGCUGGGAGGCUCGUGCGUGCGGGGGCCCAUCUGUAGCUUCUUUUAUCUGUGAAUUGCCGGUACCACAAUGGGCACUUGGAAAUGAGGGAUGCAUGGUGCGAGCUUUGCCGGCUCUAACAAUACUAUAUUUACCUGAAAGUGCGGCAGUUCAGCUCACUGCAGAUUGCGGUUUAGCUGGCGUGAAACGUGUUCAGUGUACUGGAAACAUGAAACGAGAAGAUCUAUUAAAAGAACUGUCAUGUUCUGAAGACGAACAAACAUCUACUACUUCAGUUUUAACAUCUUCGGUAAUACCUUCCGAAACCUCUACCGACUUAGGAUUUUCUAAUCAAGACGUUAAUAAAGAGAUUAGUACAGAAGAAAGUUUCACUACUGAACAUGAAGAUGAUAUCAAUCAAUACAGUACAGAGUUAUCAAGUAAAAUACCUGUCCAGACUAGCACAAUGGAUACGUGGGAACAAAAGCAUCAUAUACCCGUGGACAAAUAUCGAGUUUCUUCAGAAAAAAAUGACAAAUUAGAUAUAACUGAGAACAAUAACCUUUUAAGUAAUGACAUUCCGAAAGAAGCUAGUAAUAAUGAGUUUUUCAUAAAUGAAGAAUCGGAGAAGUUAGAAGAUGAAAGAAACAUGCAACACAAAAAACUUCAUGAUGAACUCGCCCGUCUUGGUAAUUUUGAAACAAUAUUCAAUCAACCCACUGAUCAUUUUGUGCCUCCGUUAGUAAUGGCAAAAGCUAAAAUUAGUGACGAUAUGACAGCCUUAUCAAUUGAAGAAAAGUUAGCACAACAGCUCGCCGAACGGCAAUCAAUAGAACGUAAUAAUAUACAAAGUACUGUUUUGGAUACUAAAAAUGAUUUCAAAGAUGUCGCUUCUACGGAAACUUUAAACAAAAUAUUUAUAACUGAUAAUCCAUUAACUAAUAUAUUGUCUUCCACUGGGGUGAAUAACAAUAUAAGCAAUACAAAGAAUGUGUUGCCGAAAAAGUAUAAUAAUAAGUAUGAUAAUGUGAAAACGAAAAAUUUUAAGGCUCGCAUUUAUGGAAAAUCUAUAGAUUUAUCUUCACCACCGUCCAAUUCAAACACAGAAGCAAUUUCAACAAACCCACUAUUAAAAACAUUACAGUUAAAAUAUCCCAGUAAUAAAUACCCUGAAGAAGAUUCAUCUCUCGAACUCACUGUUAUUAUAAAAGAGCCAGACGUUAAUAACAAGCAUAAACAAUCUUCAAAAAAUUUUACCAAAAAUGAUACAAAUAAUUUAAUAGCCAAUAAAACGGAAAAUAAAUUGACUUACACUGUAACUACCGAUCGUCAAGUAAUACUUAAUGACGAAGUAAUAAAAAUAGAAAUAAUUAAUGAGAGAAAUAACAGUCGGUCUAAUAUUGAUGUCACUGUUUAUGAAGUAACAACUAAGACUCCAGCUUAUAAAGAUGACUCUGAUACAAAUAAUAGUGAAACAACAGUUUUGUCUGAUCACCAUACGACGACACAGCCUAACGCCUUGCUGUUCACGAUUAGCGAUAAUCCUCCUUCAUCUGUAAAUGAUUUAAUAACGGCUUCUAUUCGGCCAGUUGAACAAAAUUUAACUUCAUCCGAUACAGUACCGCACUCAACUGAAGCUACAUUAAUAACAGUUACUAAUGAUUUAAAUAUUGAUACAAAUGCUUAUAAUUUCACGAACGAUAUGAAAACUCAAAACAUUUCCGAGGAUGCUUAUAAUACUUAUAACGUAACAAUUAAUGAAAGCCAUGACGGAGAAGCGGAAGCAGAUUUUAAUGAGCAUGUUGAAAAGAAUAACACAGAUACAACACCUGAAAUCGACGAUUUCCAAUCACCAUUAUUAUCCGCUGCAAGUGAACCAUUACAUAAGCCCAACAGGUCCAGACGGCCGCAGCAGAACAGAGUCAAUAAAUUUAACCCAUUUCGCAUUUUAGGUUAG
Melitaea cinxia (Glanville fritillary) is the source of this 2397-nucleotide messenger RNA. Its product is annotated as probable protein kinase DDB_G0277539. The record is from RefSeq and is a predicted model, not a curated record. Lineage: Eukaryota; Metazoa; Arthropoda; Insecta; Lepidoptera; Nymphalidae. The coding region runs from base 70 to 2397 and encodes 775 amino acids. The transcript has 6 exons.